AUGAGCCUCGACUAUAACACUGUAGUGCAACUUCUAGAGGAAUUGAUGUGUGGGAAAGGGUCUAUCCGUCUUAUUCGAAAGAUGUGUGAAACGACACAAGGAGAAGGGACAAGCACCAAUUUUGUGAAAGACAUGUUAGUCUUUUUAGAGGUACGUGGGCAACUGUUAGGGUUUAUGUCUAAGAUUUUUGACUCGUGGGUGAAUGGGAAUGAUUCUCUUCUGUUUGUUAUUCGGAAGAAUUUGUGGUCGUACAACUGUUUUAUGGUGUACCUGCACUGUUCCAAUGGAGUAGAAUACCUUCAAAAGCAUUUCCAACGGUUUUUUAUUGAAGUUUCUGAAGAGAUCACUCCCGAUUUGCGCGCGGAGUAUAAAGAAGUCCGACGGAAAAGUAUGCGAGAUGAGCGUGAGGAGCGUGGUGAAGAGCGAAUUAAGCGUGAGGCGUAUAUUAGAAAGCAGAAUGAGAUUCUCCAAAACAUCACUUCAUCCAAUUUAGAAGUUCUAGAAAAGCAGCCUGAGUUGUUUGAAAGUGUGAUGCAGUAUGUGACGACCUUAGUAGAGAAAAUUGUGACCAUUUUAAUCGACUCUGUGACUGACUUUCCGGGCCAAGUUGCGUAUUAUUUCAGUAUUUUGCAGUUGAAAAUUAUUAAUGGGUAUGUCAACACGUCCUCCCAAUUUAUUUUGUAUUUGUUUUUUGAAGGGAUUUUAGUGCCCUUUUUGUCGCAGCCCGUUUAUUAUGGGAUGAUGGAAACAGUGACUAAUAAACAGAUGUAUAUCCUUAACAUCUGCAUUUUCGUGUUAAGAAACAUUGGACUGAACACCCCAGUGAGGUCCGGGUACUUCUCCGUCUUCAAUGAAUUCAUUCAAUUCCAACACACUAAAUUGAUGACCCGAUUCUUCAACGUCAUCUGCCAAAUGCACCCAACACAAACUAAAUAUCCGGUGACCGACGAAGAAUUCCAAAGAGCGUGUUAUAGACUUAUUAAAACUUUCACGACGUGUAGUAUGGUAUUGGAACAAUCAGUGGUCCAGAACACAGGACAGUCCGAUAUGUCGACGACUUUGAAGAAGAUCAAGGAAAGCUCAAAAUUAAUGAAAAAACUGUAUAAGGAGAAAACUAAGCCAAUUGGCGUCUUAGCACCUUUUCAGUCUUUUGGAAAGAAACUUGAAACACUCGAACAAAACAAAUUAAAAAUGUUCAACGGCCUCUCGCCAAGAACGUUAGCUGCAAAUCUGAGAUCUAAAAAGUCGGCUUCACUGAAUCGAGUUUUGAGUCAAAACAGAAAUUAUAUCAACUACGCAGACUCUAAGACGGGAUUGACCCCUAUCAUGUUCGCUUGUAAAAACCAGGAAAUCGAAAUAUUCAAAGCUUUGUUAAGACUGAACCCAAACUACUUCUUAAGGGAUUUUAGAGGGUGGAGUAUCGCUCAUCACAUCUUCUUUGAAAAAAGAAUCGACUUGUCCGUCCUCCUCAUGGAAAGUCCUUUUUUGAAUUUGUUUGAUUGGAAUGAUGACUUAAACACCCCACUACAUUAUUUGGUGCAAUUCACCCCAUGCACACAACAACUUCAAAACUGUAUACUAACGUGUCUCCAAAAUGGAGCAGAUAUAAACUCACUUAAUUUGUCGAGAGAGACUCCACUGUUCAGAGCAAUAAAGAAACGAAAUUUUGAUGUUGUGAAAAUGUUGUUAUUACUUGGAGCAGAUCCAUUUGUGAAUUGUAAGAAGUGGACUCCUUACGAAUUUGUACUGGAAGACUCUCAAGAUUCGGAAAUAAGAAAUUUAGUGUUACGCUUUGCCCAACAUGGAGUCUUGUCGGACUCUUCGUAUGUACGGGUUCCUCAAAUUAAAUUAGAAUAUUCAAGGGAGAUAGCUGGGGGUGUUGAAGAUCUAUUUGUAGCUUUAGAGAAGCAUGACCCGAUGAUGUUUGAUGUCCUGUUAGACUCUCACCGGAACGAAGAUGAGAAAGGAAUGUUUCAUGAUGGGAAUACGAUGCUUCAUGAGAUCUGUAGAAGUGGAGACACCGAAAUUCUUAAUAUUUACAUAACAAAGCGUUUUCUCUCGAAACAAAAUGUUCGGAUUCCAGUAGUUAAAGUUAAUGAAGAGGGUGAGACACCAUUAAUGACUGCAUUAAGGAAGAACCGAGGGGAAUGCGCUUUAGUUCUAUUAAGUUAUAAUAUCGACAACUUAACAGAAACUAUUAACACGUCGAAUGGCCGCAACAUACUUCAUUACGUUGCAGAUGCUAAGAUCCCAUCUGAGAUUAAAAGUACUUUGUUUCUGUCCCUCAUCAUUCGAAUGGUCAAUAUUAAUCAACAAGAUAAGAACGGGAAUACGCCAUUGCAUUUACUGUUAAUGCAAAAGGAAGACGUCAAAUUGACUGAAUUGCUGUUGAUGAAUGGGGCGGAUAUGUUCAUUGAGAAUAAAAGACAACAACAGUGCAUUCACAUCUCAAUUGAAAAUAAAGACGUCGCGAACUUUAACUUCUUGUUUGAGCACGAGUACGAGUGGGUCGACGAGGACUUUGAGUUUUAUCACACGUUGUAUACGGACGACUGCACGUUACUCAUUCCACAUGUUAUUAACUACUUGGUGAGUAUCAAUGCAUCAUCACCAGUACAUAAGUGGGAAAUUGUAUUAAAGAUGAAAAGACUUUUAGACUUGUCCGGCCUCUUUGAUGAGUCGAAAAUGGUGAAUGGAGAUCCACACAUUUUUACACAACAAAUGGCUAUCAAAUAUGAGUCGGAAACACUUUCAAAUCAAUUGAAAGAAUGUCUCAUGAAAGACCAAAAAGAUGAAGAAGUCGUCCAAGAAGACUGGAUUAGAGAAAGAAUUAAUAUGGGAAUAUCACAGGGAAUUAAAGGAGAAAAUACUUUGAAGAUCUCAAUAGAAAUGCUCAAAGAAGACUUACAGAGAUGUCUUAAUAUCCAAAAUUCUUUACUCAAGAAAGACACCAAAUUCGACGUCCACAUUUUGCAAAACUUGGUCAAGAAAUUGUAUUUCGCUGCGCAACAAGCAAACGCACAAUACUACACAACUUCGUCUGUUGAUAACCAAAAAGAAAAGGAUAACUUUUAA
Molecule: messenger RNA, 3075 nt
Organism: Entamoeba invadens IP1
Lineage: Eukaryota; Evosea; Mastigamoebida; Endamoebidae
Product: ankyrin repeat-containing protein, putative
Exons: 3
Coding region: 1-3075 (1024 amino acids)
Molecular function (GO): protein binding
Source: RefSeq, a predicted model, not a curated record